Messenger RNA from Arvicanthis niloticus (Nile rat), 1926 nucleotides. Lineage: Eukaryota; Metazoa; Chordata; Mammalia; Rodentia; Muridae. The record is from RefSeq and is a predicted model, not a curated record.
AUGGGAGCUUUACAUUCGGUGAUCACAGUGCUUCAGUCGCUCUUGCUACAGCAUGAAUUAAAAGUUUCUACAAAAACGUUGGAGGGGUUUGUGAAGGAGGUCGACCACGUGGUGUCCUGGUAUAUAUGCUCAGGGUCAUUAACGCUCACCUCCUGGGACAAAUUGGAGGGUGACUUGAUUAGAGAACAGCAGAAUGGGAAAUUAAAGCCUGGAACUAGACCGCUGUGGAAGCUAGUGAGAUCGUGUUUACAGGACGAGAAAUGCCACUCAACUGUAGCAGCUGGCCAGGGAGUGUUAGAGGAGUUGCAAGACAGCAUGUCAGAAACAGAGCGGGAUAAAAGAACCCUUCCAAAGAUGUCCAGUCUGUGGAAGCGAAAGAUAAGGAAAGGACGCCCUGGAAGAGAAGCCUCUGAGUCGGAGGAACUAAGCCCCUCUGAGGAUGAAGACUUAGAUGAAGAGGCAGCCUGCUAUGAGGAGGAAAGGUACCAUCCAGAUGAGCGGCCACAGCUGCAAAAUCGAAAGCAAAAGAAAACAGGAGAUAGGAACCGCACGGCCUCUCAGCCUGUUGCGCCCUCCCGACCUAUUGUCCCCAGUGCCCCUCUGCCUUAUGCGGACAGGUGCUGCUCAGACUCCUUCCUUUCAAAGGGAGAUAAAAGAAAGUUAUUACAAGCGUUUCUGGUGUUUGAGGUUGCGGAGGGAGGUUGCAUCCACGCACCGGUAGAAUAUACCCCUAUUAAGGAACUUGCUGAAUCAGUUAACAGAUAUGGAGUUGAUGCUAAUUUUACAAUCAUGCAGCUUGAGAGACUUGCCACUAUGGCGAUGACUCCGAAUGAUUGGCAAAAUACAGUAAAAGCUGCUCUCCCUAAUAUGGGACAGUACAUGGAAUGGAAAGCCUUAUGGCAUGAUGCUUCUCAAGUACAGGCAAGGGCCAACGCCAAUACGGAAGGCAAUCAAAGACAGUGGACGUUUGAAUUGUUAACAGGGCAAGGACAGUUUGUUAAUAAUCAGACAGACUACAAUUGGGGAGCAUAUGGCCAGAUCUCUGCUGCCGCUAUUAAAGCAUGGAAAGCCCUCUCAAAGAAAGGUGAGGCUGGGGGACACCCAACAAAAAUAUUACAAGGCCCCCAAGAGCCAUUCUCAGACUUUGUGGCUAGGAUGACAGAAGCAGCAGGCAGGAUUUUUGGAGACCCGGAGCGAGUUAAACCACUGAUAGAACAACUGGUGUAUGAAAAUGCCUCACCAGAGUGCAAGGCAGUCAUUACCCCUAGAAGAAGCAAAGGGUUGACAGACUGGAUAAAGGCAUGGAGUGCCUGGGGAAAGCCUAAAAUCCUUAAAACUGACAAUGGACCAGCUUACACUUCUCAAAAGUUUGGACAAUUCUGUCUCCAAAUGGGGGUGACCCAUCUGACGGGUCUCCCUUAUAACCCUCAAGGACAAGGCAUUAUAGAACGGGCUCAUCGCACUCUCAAGUCUUAUUUAAUAAAACAAAAAGGGGGAGUCGAGGAGGCUCUACCCUCAGUGCCACGAGUAACCAUCUCUAUAGCACUCUUUACUCUUAAUUUUUUAAAUCUGGACAGUCAGGGCCAUACGGUGGCUGACCAUCAUGUUUAGAGCCUGACAGGCCAAAGGAGAUGGUCAAAUGGAAAGAUGUCUUGACUGGUCAAUGGAAAGGCCUGUUGGGCUGCCAAACAAGCAAGGAGUGCCAUGAUUGCUAGAGUGCCACGAUGGAUCCGUGUUCCCAUCGAAACCCCAUCUACUUUGUCAUUAUUCAGACAAAAAAGAGAUUUUGGGAUAACUGCAGCUAUUAUAAUGGCGAUCUCCAUUAGUGCGGUUGCAGCUACAGCCGCCGGGAAUCGCUAUGUCAACCACAGUCCAAACAGGUGCAGUUUUAAAUCAACUAUCCGCAACAGUGGCAGACGCAGUUGA